AUGGCUGGGGAUGCUCUGGGACAGCUCUGGGUCACUGUGAUGAGUCGCCACUGUACAGGGUACGGCUGGCCCGUUCACAGCUGUGCAGGACACUGCUGGCUGGGGCACUGCCGUGCAGUGUGGGACACGGUUCUUGCUGUGCAGGACAUCCUGAUACAGGCCAUCGCUGCGUGGGACAUCGCCAGCUGUCCUGCCAUGCGGACCCCACGGGAAACACCCAGCACCUGGCAGGGCACCCCCGGGGACACGUACCCGCCCCAGCUGCCGCUGCCCCCGCACCCCGAAGCUUUGGCACGGCAGCUGUGCCGCUGCCCGACCAGCUGCUUUGCAGCUAUUCCCUGUGUUGUGGGGGAGUGGAGUCAUUGGAGUGGCUGUGCAGAGCAGUGUCAUCCUGGGCUGCGGAUCCGUAGGCGCUAUGUACAACAGGAACCUAAAAACGGUGGGGAACCGUGUCCAGCUCUGGAGGAAAAGGCUGGCUGCCUGGAAUACCUCACUUACCAGGGGGAGGAAUGUGGCCAUGAACAUGUCCCUGCUUUCAUAACUACCUCUGAAUAUGGUAAAGAAAGAAAAAGAAGAGCAGCAUCUUCUCUCUGGCCUUCAGACAAAGAGGCAGCAGGAUACUGUGUGGAGUUCAGGACAGAAUCUCUUUCCCAGCACUGCGCUCUGGAGACGCGUCCGCACGCGCGCUGGAUGCAGUACCUGCGCGAGGGACACACCGUGUGCGUCGCCUGCCAGCCCCCGGCCAUGAGCACGGGCACGCAGCGCUGCUCUGGAGAUGGCCAUAAUGCACACGGAGAUAAAAUCUUACACUGGGAAGCAAUUGGCAACUCUCAGUGCCAAGGAACCUGGAAGAAGAUCCGGCAACUGGAACACUGUUCCUGUCCCCUGGUGCAUAGUUUUAUUUUUACAUAAAAGUUUAAAAGACCUUUAAAAUGGCAACAAAAAGAAUACGAAAACUAACAAUGCCAAGAAACCAACAUAUUUCUGCUGCAUUUUCUGGAGCCUUAAAUUUUACAUGAGUCAGACCUUUGGCAGAAGCAUUUCAAGAAAUGCUCUCUGCCUUAAUACAAAAUGCAAAGACUGAUCUCUAUCAGAACACUAGAGCAUGUUUCCAUGUUUGUCUUUUGUAAUUAAAGAGCUAAUGUUUCUAACCAUAGUUGUUACUUUUCCUGAAGUUUUCCAUCUUUACUGGCCAUAGCCCAGUCUAUAGGCACUGCUCCUAAGUAGUGAGACAGCCAAGUAUUUUCAAGUCUGAGAAUAGUGACUGUCAGCAUUUAAGAGCAAGGGUGAAUAAAAAUUAAGUUUUGAGAGCUAAAACCAAUUUCAGUUUAGGUCCUUUGUUCCUCUCCAGUAUCAUCUAGACAACUUUUUACACUACAUCUGUAAAAGUAUUCUUCCUCUACACUGCAGUUUUCACUUUCAGUCACCUUCAUGAAGACAUACUUAGUGCUGUUAAGAAAUUGGUCUCCUCAGAACUUCAUGUCAGUAAUACAAAGUAUUAAAGUAACUUUCCUGGCAGGUGAACCUAGGCAAGACUUUGUGACUAAGGUAAAAAAA
Cyanistes caeruleus (blue tit) is the source of this 1557-nucleotide messenger RNA. Lineage: Eukaryota; Metazoa; Chordata; Aves; Passeriformes; Paridae. The record is from RefSeq and is a predicted model, not a curated record.